Messenger RNA from Annulohypoxylon maeteangense, 3039 nucleotides. RefSeq lists its product as uncharacterized. Bases 1 to 3039 code for a protein of 1012 amino acids. The transcript has 4 exons. The record is from RefSeq and is a predicted model, not a curated record. Lineage: Eukaryota; Fungi; Ascomycota; Sordariomycetes; Xylariales; Hypoxylaceae.
AUGGCUGAAACCGUAUUUCUUACGAUUGAUGUCAUCAAGCAAGCUGCAUCAGUCGCUAACAGCUUCGCCCAAUACACGAAAAGCGUGAAGGAUGCUCCCAAAGUAGUCAAAAGCAUUACUCUAGAAGUGAAUAUACUGAAGGGUAUAUUGGAGUAUCUCGGAGCAACCAUUGAAGGCGACAUAGAUCCCACAAAUAAAGCGUCGCUUGAGGAAUGCCUGAACAGUUGUAGGGGUACGUUGUCCGAGCUUGAGAAGCUUGUGGCCCCGGAGGACAAAGACGAUUCGGACUCUUCAGACUCGUCGUCGCAUGGCAAAACUGCAAGUGUUUUUCGAUCAUUGAAAGCAACCCGAGAAAAAAGAACCCCAUCACCAUUUAACAAUCCUAAUCUUUCCGAUGCGAUGGGUGUGAGCAAAUUAGUGUCCCCCUUCGAGGAACUGAGGUUUCCUGUGUCCAAUUUAACCUUCCGCACGAAUAUGGACUCAUCUCAACCUCUCCCAGUAAGGACGGCUACGCCUCAGCCUAGGCAAUCGUCAAUGUCCCUUCGCAGACGACUCAAAUGGCCGCUUGUACGUCAAGGCAAGGCGGAGAAGUUGCUGAAAGAGCUAGAAAGACAGAAGUCUCAGCUUAAUAUAGCCAUCCAGGCUGAUAAUCUUUCAAAUCUCGCCGUAAUAAGCAAUGCUGUAAAGGACGUCGAGGCGGUAUUGAACGACAAUGAAAAGAGGAGAAUAUUGUCUUGGUUAAAACCGAAGAUUGACAUGCGUGAGUUCCACGCCGAACAGCAUGAUAAGCAAGAAGACGAGACAUGCACAUGGAUAACUGAGCGCGAUCAAUGGAGAGAGUGGCUUGAAGGGGUUAAAGCUGGGCCUGACAGCUACGAACGCUUUAUUUGGAUAUUCGGGAUCCCCGGUGCCGGAAAGACGGUCCUCGCCUCAUUUCUCAUCGACGCUAUUGGGACGUCGUGCAAAGCAACCGGGUACUCGUUCUACUAUUGCCACCACGAGCGGAACCAAGAUGAGACACUUCACUUUCUCCGUUGGAUAAUUAGUGACUUGAGUAGACAGAUUGGACGCUUCAUCCCAAAGGAAUUAGAAGAGUUGAGCAAAGGGGAAAACUUUAGUAUCCCGGGUCUCAUGAGCUGUUUCUUGGCCAUUAGCCAACGGUUCGCGCAGAAUGGUUCUCGAGUCUUUUUAGUAGUUGACGCUGUGGAUGAGAGUAGAAAGCCGCGGGAAAGAUUCCUUAAACAGCUAAUCGAAAUCGGCACGAAUCCGAUGUACAACAAUGUCUCAUUAUUGAUGACGAGCCGUGAGGAGACUGAUAUCAAGGCUAUGAUGACUGGUGGCGAAGAGGAUGAGGUUCCAUCCUCAAAGAAGGUCCUGCACACGCAUAUCACGAUGUCGAACGCUGAGGUCAUGCAUGCGAUACGGAAGUACGUCAAGAAACAGUUUGGAAAAAAUAACAAGUUCAAAAUAUGGCCCCCAGAUUUCAGAACCAAAGUAGAGGAGACGUUAGCAAGAAAUGCCAGAGGGAUGUUCCGGUGGGUCGCAUGUCAGGUCGAUAUCAUCGAGCGUCUUUACCUUGACCAAAGUCGGGUGAUGGCGGCUCUCAAUAAUCUGCCGGAAACUCUCUUCGACACAUAUGCGAGGAUCCUCGAAGGCAUACAGCCAGAAGAGCGCGCAUUCGCUCGCACAGCUCUCGCGUUAAUAUGCAGCAACACCUCCAAUAUUAAGAGCGCAGACGUCCUAGUCCAAGCUUCACUUCACAAUGUCCGUCACGGCGCAAUGCAUAUGUAUGACGUACGCGCGCUGGAGGGGAUACUCGGAUGCCUUAUUAAAGUGACACCUUUGCGCGUGAAGCCGCAACACAUUUUUAAGCGCGAGGAUGACGGACUCUGUCUGCAGAAGGUCAAUAUCGCGCACUAUACCGUGCGGGAGUUCCUCUUUGCACCAUCUAAGGACGGUGAUGACAAGCCGCGCCCCGCCGGCGAGUUCGCGCUUACAGACCUAGACAUCCGCAUGUUAGAGAUGCAGGUUGUCUUCAACGGGCUGCAGCAGUGGGGCCGAAACCGACCGGCAAACCAGCGAAACCCCAGCCGCUACGAGGAGCACUGUCUUGAGAUGAGUGACUGGGCUUUGCGCGGUGAUCGCCGUAACUUGAUCGUCAGGUUCCAGAGCGUCUUUGAUUCAGUGGUGCCAUGCCUCAGACCCGAUGCCGAGCACGUUAAAUCACUAAGAAGCGAGCGACUGCGAAAGCGGUUUACGAAAUGGCGUAAGCUAUGCGCAUUUGGAGAGUACGAAGACGGGACACGACGACGAGUGCGACAUGAGACCAGUACCCUAGCAAGCUUAGUGCUAUUACGGUGGCCGGAAUUCGCACAGAAGCUUUUGCGGGGUGCUGGGUGGGAGCGACUUACACCUGAGCGCAAGCAGAUGGUCUGGACGGACGAGUUUACAAUUGAUGCUGGGAUCGACGAUAGUCUGCCGCCGACAUUCGAGAAGGGUGAGCCUGUGAGUCUGCUUCGCUUGUGCGUGUCCUGGAAGCGCCUUGAGUUUUUGGAGAUAUUCAUCGAAGCCGGCGCCAAUUUCGUCAACGAGCCGAACAUCGUAUUCGUGGCGCUUGAGCAUCCUUACAGCGAGGACGGGGAUGAUGGGCAGAUGACAGGCCAACUUUUGAAGAUGAUCCUUGAGAGCGGAGCAGAUCCAAACCCCCCCGGGUUCUUGUAUACGCCGCUCCAGGACGCGGUGCAUCGCCUCGAGGAAGGCUGGGUGCAGAGUCUGCUUCUCGAGUGCCGCGACGCCAAUGCAAUAGGCGAUCCUAAUGGUACGCACCCGUAUAAUAUAAUCGAGGAAAUGGCAUGGCACAAGCAGCACCCGCUUGAAAUUUGCCGGACGGCGAAGCCGCAUUGGAAAGGCGGCGACGGACUAGAAGAACAGAUCGAGAAGUCUCGGAAACAGGUGCAUUUAUUGCUCUCUCAAUAUGGAGCAGGUCGACCGGUACCAGGAGCUGCCGAGCCUGAAGUUAUUGAAUUAGACGAUUCUUAA